CAGUUUUGCAGUGUCUGUCUGCAGUCUGCAGGAUGGUCUGUUGUUUGUAAGGUUCAUAAUUGUAAAAAAUUACUCCGACAUUGCACAUCAGCUUUCUGCUCCAAUUGCCUCACAUUUUUCUUAAACGAGGACUCUGCAAACAGCAGAAAUUAAAAUAUAAAAAUGGGAUUCAGUAGCACAGUGUACAAUCUCGUUCUCAGACGGACAUCCACAUUUACGGUUGCCGUUUUAGUCUCCGCCUUCGUAUUUGAAAGAGGAUUCGAUAUGGUCUCCGAGAAGAUUUUUGACACUGUUAACAGAGGAAAACAAUGGAAGGACAUCAAGCACAAGUACGAAAAUUAAAUGGGAAAUUUUAGGAACAAUAUGUGUUAGAGAUCUAAUAGAUGUAUUCUACCUCUCGAUAUGUAAAUAAAUAACAAAUUACAUGA
Trachymyrmex cornetzi is the source of this 428-nucleotide messenger RNA. It is a transcript of the gene ox, whose product is annotated as ubiquinol-cytochrome C reductase complex subunit oxen. The record is from RefSeq and is a predicted model, not a curated record. The transcript is spliced from 2 exons. The coding region runs from base 163 to 342 and encodes 59 amino acids. Lineage: Eukaryota; Metazoa; Arthropoda; Insecta; Hymenoptera; Formicidae. Gene Ontology annotation, biological process: mitochondrial electron transport, ubiquinol to cytochrome c. Gene Ontology annotation, cellular component: respiratory chain complex III.